GAGAAGCCGCUGUGGAAACCUAUCCACUCUAAUGGAUAACCAAGGAGGCCAGGCCGAGUCUGAACUCAACUCGGACUGGUCGGAGUUGACUCACGAGUGCCUCACCAAUGUUCUAUCCCGACUCACCCUCCACGACCGAUGGACUGGACCCAUGCUCGUCUGCAAGUCCUGGCUCCACGCCUGCAAAGACCCUUCUCUCUUCUCCACCCUCGAUCUCGAAGUCCACUUCGACUCCCCCACCGAGUCCGCUCGCUGGUGGACUCCUGAGUUUGAGCGGAAGAUCAACGCCAUGCUCCAAUCCAUUGCUGAUUGGAGCGGUGGGUCGCUCACCAAAAUUCGUGUCAGACACUGCUCUGAUCGGUCGCUCUCUUUCGCCGCUGACAGGUGCUCGAAUCUUGAGGUUCUUUCAAUCAAGAGCUGUCCAAAUGUUACUGAUGCAUCAAUGGCUAGAGUAGCUUUUCGAUGCCUCAAGCUCAGGGAAGUUGACAUUAGCUACUGCUAUGAAAUUUCUCAUGAAUCCCUGAUUCUGCUAGGAAGGAAUUGCCCUAAUCUCAAAAUUCUGAAGCGGAACCUGAUGAACUGGCUGGAUCCCUCCCAACACAUAGGAAUUGUCCCUAACGAAUAUCUAAAUGCUUGUCCUCAAGAUGGGGACUCUGAAGCUGCUGCUAUUGGCAAAACUAUGCCUCAUUUAGAGCACCUUGAACUUCGGUUCUCCAAGAUAUCAGCUAAAGGCCUUGCUUUGAUCUGUGAUGGGUGUCUGAACCUCGAGUACUUGGAUCUUUCUGGUUGUGCAAACCUGACAAGUCGAGACAUUGCCAAUGCUACAUCCAAUCUGAAGAACUUGAAGAAGAUUGAGAAGCCAAAUUUCUACAUCCCGAGGUCAGUCUUUCAUGCUGAGAGGUAUGGCCAUUGGCGGUUGUACGAUGAUCGAUUCCAAACAGAUACUUUCCGAAUUUGAUCAGGCUAGGUAUUUCAAUUCAUCAACUGUAUGGUAGUCAGUGUCUUAUUGCUCUAUAAAGGGGGUUGAUUUGCAAAUUUACUUCUAUAGUUCAUAGGCUUGUCCAAUGCUACUGGUACUCCUGCUUCUGCUCUGUUUGAUUAUGCUGUGUAUUGUGUAUUGCUUUGCUGUAACAAGAAUCUUCCCGUGUUUGUUGGUAUGAUAUAUUAAUGUUUAUUA
Vitis riparia (riverbank grape) is the source of this 1177-nucleotide messenger RNA. RefSeq names its product F-box protein SKIP1-like. The transcript has 2 exons. The coding region runs from base 32 to 958 and encodes 308 amino acids. Gene Ontology annotation, molecular function: protein binding. Gene Ontology annotation, cellular component: SCF ubiquitin ligase complex. Gene Ontology annotation, biological process: SCF-dependent proteasomal ubiquitin-dependent protein catabolic process. NCBI's taxonomy places the organism in Eukaryota, Viridiplantae, Streptophyta, Magnoliopsida, Vitales, Vitaceae. The record is from RefSeq and is a predicted model, not a curated record.